AUACACUUAAGUUCUCAUUUAUACUGUCAUGGCCUAAAGCAAAUGCGGUAAAUGAGGAAAAUAUUUCAAAUAAGGUUUACAUUGUCCAAUUUCAGUGAAUAUUGACAUAUUAAAGGAUAUCAAAACAGAAAAUGUUGUAUCUUGGAAAAGGAAGAGGGAAUAUAAAACGAAAACGCGGGAUGUUGCUGUUUUUGAUCUCUAUUUGCACACUGAGCUGUACAUAUAUUGCUUUCAAUUCAACAGUAAAACAGCCACAGACAGUAGAACAGGCGAAAACAAGCCGCCUUGUGCCGUCAAGCCUUGUGUAUGAAUAUGGAUCAACCACUACGAGCGCAUGUGAAAGUAAUAUAACCUUCUAUGAACAAGAGUUUGUUGUUUUGAAGUAUGCCAGACAUAUUAAGAAGGACGUGUUUUCAAUAAUCUGCAGAAAUGCAGUACCUCAGUAUGCGUUUAAAUACCAAUGGGACAACACGAAACCCCUGCAAGAAUGGCUUCAAAAGCUACAAACUGCUACUAGUGUUUUCCAGACGGGAGCCAUUUAUCCGGUCAAUGACAUCCCGACCUUUGUCUUUAAACGCAUUGAAGCCCAUAACCUCUACCACACAAUGUGUGAAUGGAUGAAUGUAUUUUAUAUUUCUAAACAACUACAAUUAAGUCCAUCGAAUGUUGACAUUUUAUUCAUUGAUGAAAGACCGGGAAAUAUGUUGGAUCCUGUUUGGAAUACACUGUUUGGAACAAUUACAAAGGCCGAUAGUGAGCAGGAACUUCCUGUGUUUGGAACGUUGAUCUGGAGUAUAAUUGGGUACAUCAGUCCUUUGAAUAAUCAUGCUUUGAACGAUGUUCCAUACCUACAAGAGUUCAGAGAUUUCUUCCUAGCCUCCUUCAGGAUAAAGACUAAAACUAAACUAAACUGCAAACAGUUAACAAUAACAGUGAUUCUUCGGAGAGAUUAUAUGACUCAUCCAGAAAGGCAAGCAAUUUUCGGAGGUCGAGUUCAUAGGAAAUUUGAAAACGAGGGCGAAAUAAUAUCAGCAUUGAAAAACAAUUUCCCGGAAGCAAAUAUAACAGCUAUAAGGUUGGAGGGCCUUACCAUGCUAGAGCAGCUAUCUCUCAUUACAAAUACUGAUAUUUUAGUAGGAAUGCAUGGGGCCGGAUUAAGUCACGUGCUAUUUUUACCAGACCACGCUCAUGUUAUAGAAUUGUUUCCUUUAUCAUUUCACUCAGAUACAUAUAUUCAUUUUCGAACAUUUGCAAGGUGGCGUAAUUUAAAAUAUUUGUAUUGGCAAAACACGGAAGAGGAAAAUGAAUUUAAAGGUUUUUAUACACAUAUACCAAAGAACAUAGUUGAUGUGCUAUCUACUAAGGCAAAUGCUUCAUUAUGUGGAAAUAUAUAAGCCAUUUCGUUAUAAUUUCUUGAAAAUUGAUGUAACAUUUGAGGAUCAACGAGCAGAAUUUCAUAUACCAACUUAUUUCUGAUAAUAUCGCAGGAUAAUAACAAUAUUUAAUGAAAACAACAACAGGAAACAAUUACUUUAUGUAAGUCGAUAUUUAGUCACCUUACUGGAGUCUGGUAGUGUGGACUAGGAACCCUUCAAAAUGCUAUAGCAAAGUGUACAUAGUGAAGCUUCAAUUUACAACACUUUUGCAGUAGAGCAUUAUACCAGUUGUAUAAAUGAUAAGCCUGUUUGGGGCACACGGUUCAAGGGUGACAGACGCGUCGUUAGAAUUAAAGAACGACAUAUUUCGUGUACCUAUAUAUUAAUAUAUAUUGGGGUUACCGCAUUUGAACACAAAAAAACAAAUUUACCAGAAGCUCACAUCUGGUCCAAAAGUUGUCUGUAAUAACAGGUUAUCUAUGUAUGGCUGCCAAAUUUCUAGAUGGCCACCAUAUAUAGUGGUUCUUGUGACCUGAAUAAAUGGCCUGUUUAGUAAAAGGUAAUGGUUAUUAAGAUGUUGAAAGUAAAGUCUAUAAACAAUUCGAUUUAAUGUGUUACAGUAUUGCAGACAUUUUAUCACUUAAUUUAUGUAACCUAUGUAUGAUACGGACCAAAAAAUAUAAGAUGGCGUUCAAGAUGGCCACCAUUAAUAUCUAAUUUUUAUCUCUAAAUUUGGCACACGGAAAAAAUUAAGAUAAUCCUAUUUAUUUCAUUAUAUAUUUAAGGCCCUUGAUCCCAAUGUACCUUAAAUUUACAUGCUGCAUUGAUUUCCUUAUGGACAAGGUCAAUUCAAUCUGAGGGUCAAGGAACGAAAAUGCCACAACAUUUGAUAUUUCCUGUGUAAUUUUAUAGUUUUUGAUGCUAAUGCAAUUGUGUCUAUCCAAUGAGGGAUGACAUAAAUUUAAACAUAAUAUAUAUUUUUUUUAAUUUAAAGCAGCUGAAUCGUUUAUAUAAUUUAAACUACUAGUGUUAUGGCUAGGUUAAGGAGCCUCUCAGGAUAUAUCCUUUAUGUCCACAAAAUCUAAUAUGGCCCCAUGUGGUAUUGAUUAAUUGUCUCAAUUAUAGAGCUGCACACUGGUUUGGUUGGCUUCGAAUGGGGCAUAUGUUUGCCAAAUGUGUAGUUGGCGAUGAAGUGCCUAAGGUGAAAAGCACAUGGGUUACUUUGGCUCUGAUUAAUCUAAAUGGACUACAUGUGACACUAAACUAAAUGACAGCUGCAUAUGCGCUAGUUUUGCUUUGAAUGAACUUUAUGGUUGCCAAAAUCUGGACAAUAUAGCACUGGGUAGGCUAAUUAGAGCUACACAUGGGUUUGGCUGAACUUGAUGGGGCCAGAAUGAUGUGAUCUUUAAGUCUUAAUUAGAACUGCAUACAUGUUUCUUUGGCUCUUAAAAAGCGCUAUGAUUGCUUGAACUGGUCAUUACGUCACUUAAUAUGCUUAAUAAGAGCUAUGCAUGUGUUUGUUUUGCUCUGAAUUAUCUUAAUGAUCUUUGCCAAGAUAUGGUUCAUUUGGCAUUUAUUAGACUUAAAAAAGCUGCAUAUAGGUUUGUUGGGCUCUAAAUGGGCUUCAUGCUGUUGUUUUUUCGCUUGUGUUAUUCAUAAACUUUGUCUCUAAUUUAAGCUUCGUGGUUGCAAAAUAUAGUCUGCUUUUCACUGAGUAGGCUUGGAGCUGUAUAUUUGUAAUUUAGGUCUCUACAUUGGCUGUAUGGUUGCCAUCAUGUGAUCUAUUUGAUACUGAGUGUACUAUGUUGAAAUAUAGCAUGGGCUUGUUUUGCUCCAAAUUGGGCUGAUGGUUGCUACAUGUAAUCAUUUUGGCAGUGCAACGGUUUCAUUAGUAAUACACAGUUUGUUUUGCUCUGAAUCUGCUUCAUUGUUGCGAAAAUGUGGUCAAUUGUGCACUGUCGGGCUACACAUGCCCUUGUCAUGCUCAGAAUGUGCAUAAUUGUAGUCAAAAGUAAGACAGUAGAGAACUGGAUUGACUAAAAACAGACUCUCUGAGGUUUGUUUAUAUAUGAAAUUUGCUUUACUGUGAUCAUUAAAGUAAUUUUCAGACACUGGAAGGGUCUGUGUAGAAGUAUUCUGUGGUUAAGAAUGCCGAAUAAUGCUGCUUUACUGUUUGCCUGACACAUGGUGGACUUAACUGUAGCUACAUUUGUGUUUACUGGUACUGCGAUGGAUGUGGAAGAGCCCUCCUGUGGUAUGUUUGACACUUGAUAAACUUUUUGCAGCAGAAUUUUGAAUAACUGGGCACUGAAUUGACUUGUGAUCCUAUAUAGGAUUUCUUUACACUCAGUGGUCUCAAGUCUAACAAAGGUUUUUUGGACACACCGUGGGCUUGAUAACAGUCAGUUUAUGGUAGCUGUAUGGCAGAUUUGGGUAGAUGAUCCCCAGAAUGUGAUUACAUGAGCGCUGGCUUAACUUUUGUAAACCACGGCUACCGCUUGUUUAAUAAUGAUUCGGCUUGGCUGUAACCACAAUAGGGAUACAGAGGGCUAUUGGGGACCUACUCAGUGGACUUAUAGAAACACGAUUUGGCUUUCUAAAUACUCUUUGACCUUGGAAAGAUAUUAUUUUUGGGUUGUCUGGAACUAGAAUAAUUGCUCAACAGGUUGGAAUAAAACACUGAAUAAACUUAAAAAGUGAUAUUUCCGGCUCGAUAGGACUACAGGAAAUUCCCCAAAAUAUUUUAUAUGAAACUAGUCAAGCACUGAGUUUCUGAAUUAAAGUAACGUAUGCUGAUCUAAUCGUCUAUUGAAAGGCUCUUUUGAAGGUGGACUUAAUUUAAUCUGAAUUUAUAACGAUUUAAUAUGUGAUGAAAUUACAAGAUUACUUUAGGCUACGUGUUCAGAAAAUUUAUUAAUGUUUUAUGUUGAUUUGAUAUGUUUACCCGACGGUAGUAGUGCAUGCCUUGUAGAAUUAUAUUUCAUGUGUAUUUUCGAUAUUGUAGAUCCUAUUAACAAAAUGUAUAAGCAUUUCUUUAGCAUAUUGAUAUAUACAUUAAUUUACAAUUUGCUUAGAAAUUAGUUUUAAUUUGUUAUUUGUAAAGUAAGCAGUUUCUUAAGUAGUGAAUCAAAUGAACUUUUAGUCUCGGUAGUGCAUCAAAUAAACUGUAGUCAUGGUAUUGAAUCAAAUUAACUUGUAUUAACGGGGAUGAAUAGAAUUCUCAUAAUAAUCAUUUUCGCUCACAGUGGGGAAUCAUACGACCUUAGCUAGAUAUAUUACAAUUACAUAAUAAAAGUUACUUAAUCAAGCUAUAAUUGUCGAAUUACAUGAUUUGGAGAUCAAUUAUUUAACAUAAUUUCAGUACUAUUUUAUUAGUCUUAUUUAGAGUUGCAACCAUCUAACUGUAUUGCUACAAGUGUGUAUUUAUUGUAUAUUUUAUACAUUUGCCUUACUGUGAGUUUGAUUGUUCAAAUUUUAAAUUCAUUUACACUUUUUAAUUAAGUCCGAUUUUAAUAAUUUUGAUUUAUUUUGUAUUUAGUAAGUUAUUUCGAGUAAUGUAUUCAGUGAAAAUUCCAUAUAUAUCAGUCCCUGAAAUUUAUUUUGCAUAUCUGAAAUUUAAUGUCAUUUUUUAUAUUUCUAUACACUGUAAAGGGUGAUUUUAUAAUAUUCUAAAUUAACUUUGAAUUUUCUAGAAGUGAUUUGUAGCAUAAGAAACUGAAUAUUGUAAUUAAAAUAGUACAAUAAUCAGUGAUUUGUGACCAUUAAACAUUUCUGUAAUUAAUAUAUAAAACAUUUCACACUUUUAUUAAAUACUGUGUUGUGAUUAAUAUUGUGUGGGUUGUGAUAUAAUAAAACUUGUCAGACAAGGAGGAACGCAUUGACCAUAUGGACAGAGAAGAGGACAAGUUGGAUACAUCCACAUGUGAUGGUCGAGUUUAUGUUUCUGUAGAGGAGGCUAAAAUUUUGGAAGCCAUGAAAUUACUUGGCAUAACCUUCAGACAUGAUGAAACUCGCAGGCAUUUAGAUAUGAUAAAACAAAUAUUGAUGUAAAGCCAACUCCAAAAUCUACUGAAUCGAGGGCACUUCAUUUUCCUAAGCUUUCAACAUUCUACGGUGAUGAUGGCAAAGAUGAAGUUUCAUGGGAAACAUGGAAGUAUGAGGUUGAAGCUUUGAUCAAUGAGAUAUUCUUUUCAGAAGAGCAGAUUAUGUUAGGUAUAAGAAGAUUAUUAAAGAGCGUGGCAGACGAUAGAAUCAGACGAUUUGGACAGGGUGUUAGAUAAGAUUAUAAUAAUUUAAUGAUGACUCAGUUGGAAAAUGAUUAUGUAACACUCGAAUCUAGUGAAAGGCUAAUGCAUGAAUUCUAUGCAUGUGAACAGCGCUCAUCUGAAAGUGUGCAUACAUAUGCAUCAAGACUUGAAGACCUUUUUGAUCAAGCAGUCAAUUUACGUACUGUAAGGUGUACUGGCAAAGGUUUAGUAAAAUAAGUAUUUCAUUCGGGUUGAGGAAAGAGUUGAAGCACUUAACAAUUUACCAGAGAGAUGGGAUGACUCAUUUUGAGGAUUUCAAAAGAUAAGUUAGAAAUACUGAGGCAGAUUUGUCUCAAAGCCCUAAAGUCAAAAGAAAACCUGUAAGGCUGCUGUAAAUGUUGAUAGGAAAGAGGAGAAUGGUGACAUGGGCAAAGUGAUGCCACUUUUGCAAAAACUUUAUGAUAGAAUGGGAACAUUAACACACAACAAUGUUCCAAAAGAGGCAAUAAUUUUCCAAGUUUCUAGUUCUGAUGUCGGAAGACGUUUGCUGCUCACCGACAAACAUCAGGCCAAAAAAUGGCUAUGCCCAAUGGCUAUUAAAGACCAAGAGAUCACCCUAGGGACCAAAUCGCUGGAAUUGGAUAGUUGGGAUAGCUCGUCUGGCCAAAUCCAAAUAUGAGUUUACUCUUGUCAAGUUCUGAGAGCUCAGUCAGUUAUGUUAGACGACCUUCACAUCCCAUCCAGGGGCAACUGAUGUGGCCGAGCAGGCACAAAGACACAGAUUCAAUCUAUUUAUCUUACAAUGUAAAAAAUGUUGUCAAUUACAAGCCUUAAUCCUU
Messenger RNA from Mya arenaria, 6462 nucleotides. RefSeq lists its product as uncharacterized. The coding region runs from base 132 to 1394 and encodes 420 amino acids. Gene Ontology annotation, cellular component: endoplasmic reticulum lumen. Lineage: Eukaryota; Metazoa; Mollusca; Bivalvia; Myida; Myidae. Gene Ontology annotation, molecular function: protein N-acetylglucosaminyltransferase activity. The record is from RefSeq and is a predicted model, not a curated record. The transcript has 5 exons.